Molecule: messenger RNA, 952 nt
Organism: Branchiostoma belcheri (Belcher's lancelet)
Lineage: Eukaryota; Metazoa; Chordata; Leptocardii; Amphioxiformes; Branchiostomatidae
Exons: 4
Coding region: 120-941 (273 amino acids)
Source: RefSeq, a predicted model, not a curated record
UCAACACAGGGUUUUGUCUUUCCAUAAUGUGGCGAACACAGCAUCGUAUCAGCGCGUCUUCGUGAUCAGCAGCAGCGUUGUCAAGUUUUCUGUCAAACGCAACUUGUUCACAACAUCCAAUGAAGGCAAUGGAAAGGUUUACGGUAGCAGAGAAGCGGUGGCUGCUGGUCGGGAUCGCUCUUCACAAAAUCGUCCACCCCGCGAUCUGCCAGGCCCUGAAGACUGAAGCCGGACACCCCGUUCCUUACGGCUGUCUGGACAUUUCUGCGGCUAUAGACCGACUCAACAGCGAGAAUGCCUUUGCAUUUGAUCUUCAGAAAGCAGCAACGAAACUGCGCUCGAAGGUCCGGAAUAAGUGGGCACAUUCCGUCAUGAACGAGUGGAUCGACAAGGAACAUUUUCACACGUGUUUCUUGGCCAUGAGAAAGGUCAUUGACCUCUUGCCGUACCCGAGUCCAGCCGUCAGAGAAAGGACCAGCAUGCGUCUAAGGAAAUAUGAAGAGGGCGAUGCCACGGGAAAUCUCCUAUUCAAUCCUUAUCAUUUCUUUCCUGGUGGAGACGGCAACAGCCAGACUGUUGUGGCUGUGCCUGAGCCCCCGUCGGUUGGCUGUGAGUUGUGCGGCUACACCGGGAACCUCCACCCGUCAGCCGGCUGUGAGUCGUGUGGUUACACCGGGAGCCUCCACCCCUCCCCUCCCCCCAACGGCCACCCCUCAGACGACAAUGGUAGCAGCCCAAUUGAACAGAGUAUGAGGACAUCAAAGUGGAAAUUUUCUUGGCUACACCUCACAGGCGGAGCCGUAUUAGGGUUUGCUGUGGGCGUCCUCCUCGCAAGUGUUCCUGGGAAAUGUGGUGAAGUUGUUCGUAGUGGGUCUGUGCCGAUUGUUCUCAGGCUAGAAGAUAUGAUAAAAGCAUGCAGUCAUCUCCGGCUUUCCUCCUGAUAUUUUCCUGC